Molecule: messenger RNA, 2559 nt
Organism: Phaedon cochleariae (mustard beetle)
Lineage: Eukaryota; Metazoa; Arthropoda; Insecta; Coleoptera; Chrysomelidae
Source: the annotation of a GenBank genome assembly
UGCAUUGUCAUCCAAACUAAACCUGUAUACAAGAUUUCAGCUCAAUCGGUUGAAGAUAUCUACUUCAAAAUCGAGUUCAAAGAUUCCACCCGAACUAACAUACAUACAUCCAUGCAUUGCAAGUUAAAAAUAAAAGCCAGAAACAAAAAUGUUGGUGUUGUGCUUUUGGUGGUAAUUUCAUGCCGAAAACUCCAAAAGCAACGUGAGAAAAUCUGCAAGACCAUCUACAGCAGCUUCCUCACGUUAACCGAGUGCUACGAGUCCUUCGAUCUCGCUCGAAACCGGUCCUGGGAUGACGAGGACCCGCUCAACCUGUUCGGCUCUGUCGAAUGGACCGCCGGCGGAUUCAGAGGGACUAACAGCACGAGCGACGUGAACGGCAGUGCCUCCGCCACCGGGUCCAGUAACCUAGACGAGGGUCCCACGCAGGUGCUACCGCCGUUCAGCCUGUGGCAGACGAUCCUCAUAGCGAUCAGUUUGGGGAUUUGUAUCAUAUUGACGGUGGCGGGCAAUAUUUUGGUGCUCCUUGCUUUUAUUGUCGACAGGAACAUCAGGCAGCCUAGUAACUACUUCAUCGCUUCUCUAGCUGCCACCGAUAUGCUCAUUGGGACGGUUUCCAUGCCUUUCUACACAGUUUACGUUCUGAUGGGUUAUUGGAACCUAGGCCCGCUGCUCUGCGAUCUCUGGCUGUCUGUGGACUACACGGUCUGUCUGGUGUCCCAGUACACGGUCCUGCUGAUCACCAUCGACAGGUUCUGCUCGGUGAAGAUAGCUGCGAAAUACCGCAGCUGGAGGACGAAGCAAAGAGUCAUCUGGAUGGUGACGAUAACUUGGAUCAUUCCAGCGCUGCUGUUUUUCAUCAGCAUUUUCGGGUGGGAGCACUUUACGGGAUACAGGGACCUGCAGCCUGGAGAGUGUGCUGUGCAGUUUUUGAAGGAGCCGGUUUUCAAUACAGCGCUCAUUAUCUGCUACUAUUGGACCACUCUGAUAGUUCUAUUCAUCCUCUAUGGAGGCAUCUACAAAACGGCCUUCGACAUGCAGAAAAAAAGCGAAGCGAAACAGCGCAAGAUGCAAUCCAUGGUGGCCCUGAGCGCAGGCGCCAUGAGCGGCAUGGCCGGCCGAGCAGCGGGCUUCGGCCUCUCGAAGGCGGCGGAGAGCGCUACCGAUCCGCCGCCGAAGAUGCCCGACGCCGCGGUGGUGGACGAGCGUCGAACGCAGGCGCACGAGCAUGCGCACGAACAUGCGCAGACGCUGGCUGCGCCGUGCCAAGCGGACUCGAACUCGAGUGCCGGGUCCGGUAGCAAUACUACCACGACCACCACUACCACUACGGCUAGCUGUGAGAAGAGGAACUUGGGCAAAAAUAAUGCAGGUCUCUGCCCGCCAAAGACUAAGAAACUAACGCCAGAGUUGGAGAGGGCGGAAAGGUCAAGCAGUCCGGCUUUCGAAUCGGAUGAAGAUAGCACCGCUCCGGUGCAGGAAAACAAGAAACCGCAGGACAAAUCCCAGAACUCGAUAGCUGCGAACAAGAGAACGUCGAUAGUUGGGAUAGUGAUGCAAUCGAGUGCCCCGUUGCAGGUCUUCAACGCCAAGGUCAACGGGGAUGCUGUGACGACUAGAGAUCAUAUACCAGUAACUACUAACAAACCAGUAACAGAGAAGCCAACCCUACUGAAGAUACCAGAGAAGGCACUUGCAGAUCCAUCGAAACCCGCCAGCACGGUAGGUGGUAACUACCCUCGCCAAGACCCGCCCGCCAUUGUAAAUAGUAAAAGUUGUGAUAGUACCCUCCAACCCCCUGUAGAUAGCGCCACCAAAAAACCCGCCAGCUUGAAACUCAAAACCACCCAAUCGACCUACGACCUCCUGCUAGGCCUUGACGGGGCAGACUUGCGAUUCAUGGACGAAAGUUCAGUAGUUAUCCCCUCCCCCACCUUAGAGCACAGUGCGCAUAACUCCCCGAAUAUGACACAGGGCGAGCAGAAGCGGCUGCACACGGAGGUGACGAUCUGCUCCAAUCGCCCGAUAACUUCCAUCAUCAGCGAACCGGAUAGAGGCGGAGGGGAUAUGCUGGAGGCUAGCAGUCCUGGAGGAGGUAUAUCUGCCAUCAGCCAGACAGGUAACAGUGCCCCCUAUCCCGCUAAUGCCGCUUGUAGCAACAAUAAAAAGAGAUUUUGUGUGGCAGAUUCCGUGGACAAUCCGAAGCGGGUGUUCGUCAAGUCGAUUGGGAAAAAGUUGAAGGCUAAGAAGAAGACGAUUGGGCCUCUCGGUUUCGGUAGCAGACAGAAGUCGAAAUCGGAGAACAGAGCGAGGAAGGCUUUGAGGACUAUUUCCUUUAUCCUAGGAGCUUUCGUAGUGUGUUGGACGCCGUACCACAUAUUCGCGCUGGUAGAGGGGUUCUGCACUGAACCGCCGUGUAUCAACGGUCAUAUAUAUAUGUUUUCCUACUUUUUAUGCUACGCUAAUAGUCCUCUGAAUCCUUUUUGUUAUGCUUUGGCCAAUCAGCAGUUCAAGAAAACUUUCACUAGGAUUUUAAAGGGAGACCUUCACAUGACUUAG